AUGGCGACGACGACGUUCACGACGACGCGCGUCGGCGCGCGCGUUCGCGCGUCUCAAAGCGCGUCUCCACGCGCGCGUCUCCGCGCGCGCGCGUCCCGCGCGUCCGCGUCGUCCGCGUCCGACGACGUCCCGCGCGUCGUCGCGAUCGAGGCGCGAAAACCGCUGGGGCUGACGCUCGAGCAGGGCGCGCGCGAUCGAGGGGCGUGGAUCGCGGACGUCAGCGCCGAUGGAAACGUCGCCGUCGAAGCGCUCGACGCGCGACGGGGUGACGUCGUGCGAGAGGUGAACGGCGUCGACGCGCGAGGGAUGUCGCUCGACGAAGUCGUCGCGCGCCUCGCGGAGGGACCGGAGACGGCGUCGCUGAAGCUCGCGCGAUGGCCGGAGGGGCGAGAGAUGACGAACGCGCGCGAUCGGGCGUGGCUGGAGGCGAAUUCGCGGGAGGAGGGCGUGGUGACCCUGGCCAGCGGGCUGCAGUAUCGCGCGAUAAAAAAUGGAACGGGGCCGGGGAACAUCAAGAUGGACACGCCGUGCGAGUGCCACUACGCGGGGACGUUGAUCGACGGCACGGAGUUCGAUUCGUCGUACAAGCGCGGGAAACCGAUCACGUUCGCGCCGAAGCAAGUCAUCAAGGCGUGGACGGAGGCGAUGCGAUUGAUGCGAGAGGGCGACGAGUGGCAGCUGUUCUGUCCUUCGGAGCUGGCGUACGGCGCGCGAGGCUCUGGACGAUUUAUUAAACCGGGCGACGCGUUGGUGUUCACCAUCUCCAUCGAACGCAAGCUGUAA
Ostreococcus lucimarinus CCE9901 is the source of this 783-nucleotide messenger RNA. RefSeq names its product peptidyl-prolyl cis-trans isomerase, FKBP-type (gene FBP11-2). Gene Ontology annotation, cellular component: cytoplasm. Gene Ontology annotation, biological process: protein peptidyl-prolyl isomerization. The record is from RefSeq and is a predicted model, not a curated record. The transcript has a single exon. Gene Ontology annotation, molecular function: protein binding; peptidyl-prolyl cis-trans isomerase activity. The coding region runs from base 1 to 783 and encodes 260 amino acids. Lineage: Eukaryota; Viridiplantae; Chlorophyta; Mamiellophyceae; Mamiellales; Bathycoccaceae.